Uloborus diversus is the source of this 1278-nucleotide messenger RNA. RefSeq names its product zinc finger protein 271-like. Lineage: Eukaryota; Metazoa; Arthropoda; Arachnida; Araneae; Uloboridae. Gene Ontology annotation, biological process: regulation of transcription by RNA polymerase II. The transcript has a single exon. Bases 1 to 873 code for a protein of 290 amino acids. The record is from RefSeq and is a predicted model, not a curated record. Gene Ontology annotation, molecular function: RNA polymerase II cis-regulatory region sequence-specific DNA binding; DNA-binding transcription factor activity.
AUGGCGUAUUCUUCAAAGGUCCCUGUUGCUGAGAAGCUGCAGACAUGUGAGCAUUGUUCAAAGGCAUUUUCUCUUGUUUCAUAUCUUAAGAGGCAUGAAAGAAUCCAUUCUGGUGAAAAGCCACAUUCGUGCGGACAUUGUUCCAAGACAUUCACUAACUCUAAUAAUCUAAAGAAACAUAUGAGAGUGCACACUGACGAAAUACCCUACUCAUGUGACUAUUGUUUAAUGCCAUUUUCUACUAGUUCACGCUUAAAGACACAUUUGGGAGUUCACACUGGCAAAAAGCCUUAUUCAUGUGAACUUUGUACGAAGGUAUUUACUCGAGCCUCAAGUUUAAAGACACAUUUGCGAGUCCACACAGGUGAAAAACCAUAUUCGUGUGAACUUUGCUCAAAGGCAUUUUCUAGGGCUUCAAUUCUUAAGAUACAUAAAAGAAUCCAUACAGGUGAAAAGCCCUAUUCGUGUGAAUAUUGCUCAACGACAUUUCAUAAUCCUUCAAGCUUAAAGACACAUUUGCGAGUUCACACUGGUGAAAAACCCUAUUCAUGCGAACAUUGUUUUAAGUCAUUUGCUCAAUAUUCAAGUUUAAUGAGACAUAUCAAAAUCCAUACUGAAAGAAAACUGUAUUCGUGUGAAAAUUGUUCAAAGACAUUUUGUAAGGCUUCAAGUCUUGAGAUACAUAAAAGAAUCCACACAGGUGAAAGGCCCUAUUCGUGUGACUAUUGCUCAAAGACAUUUCAUGAUCGUUCAUGCUUUAGGAAACAUUUGCGCGUCCACACUGGUGAAAAACCCUAUUCUUGCGAUCAUUGUUCUAGGGCAUUUUCUCAAUAUUCAUGUUUAAUGAAACAUAUGAGAACGCAUACUGAGUGAAAACUGUAUUCGUGUGAAUAUUGUUCAAAGACAUUUCAUGAUCGUUCAAGCUGUAAAACGCAUUUGCGAGUCCACACUGGUGAAAAACCCUAUUCAUGCGAACAUUGUUCUAAGGCAUUGGCUCAAUCUUCAAAUUUAAUGAAACAUAUGAGAACGAGCUCAUACCGAGGGAAAACUGUAUUUAUGUGACUAUUGUUCAAAGGCAUUUCUUUACACAUUCAACUCUCAAUAACUCGAAGUCCCAAGGGACCUGUUAAAACUUUCGAGUAAUCGGUAGUUUCUGUUAUAGGAAGUUCCUUUUCCAGCCUUCUCAAGAAUAAUUUGUAUUUUAUUUUUCAUUAAUAGUGCUUAACUAUAACACUUAUAAUUAGGAUAAAAUUAAGUUUCUUAUGUACAACAUAAAAA